AUGUCAACAACAACAGUAACUUCAUCAUCAAUCAUCUCAACUGGAGCCACAGUUGAACUCCCAUCUUCACCCACAAUCACACCCAUUUCAACAGAACCAACAACGGCCACAGAUGUUUCAGUCGAACCACCACCAACUACAACGGGUGCAUUUGAAUCAACAAUCGCGACAGUUUUAAUUGAAUCAACAAUCGCAACGGGUGCAUUUGAGACAACAACCGGAACCAUUACAACGAAACCGGCAACAUCCACACCGGGUUCACUUGAAUCAACAACUGCGACGGGUUCGAUUGAAUCAACUGCAAGUAGAACGAGUUCAAGCCAGACGACAAUGACCACAACCGCUGCAGUAGAAUCGACAACAACCACAACGGUCGCAAUCGAACCAACACUGGCUACGACUCCCAGACCACAAGUCUGUGCGUGGACAAACUGGAUGGUGAAAACGAACUGUACACCGGAUUGUGGGCUAGCAUAUCGUGAAAUAGUUCGAUAUUGUAUUGAUACUACUACUGGUGUAACGUGUACCACAGAUAGUCAGUGUGGUGGUGGUCUUUCUGGAACAAAUGAAAGAUGUUCUAGUUCUCCCCCUUGUGACACGUCAACUGUUGCUCCACCAACUAGUGAACGCGACCCGAACAUACGAAUUACUUCGUAUGCAUUACCUGACACACUGUAUUUUUUCGAGCGCACUUAUCAUCGUAUUUGGAUCACUAAUAAAGGUUACAUUACCUUCGACAUACCUUAUUAUGGUCAAACAAUGACAGGUUCUGUUUUUCAACAACUCGCUAACCAGGCUAUAGCAGCUCCAUUUUGGGCAGACAUGAUUUAUGUUAAUGGUGCUACAAACAUGACAAUCAAUUGGUUUAGUUCAAUAAAUACUAGUUGCAGUGAUGCAGACGAAUACUGUAGUAUAAUUCGAUCAGCAAUCAUUUCAGCUUGUCCAACAUCAUCCUGUCCGUUGAAUUUCGCAGCUGCCAGAGCUGUUCGAAUUAGUUGGCAGAAUCUUCUUCAUGUAGUGCCUUAUUUAAACCGAACGAAAAAUAUAUCAUUCUCAACAUACCUAAUCAAUACAUACGAAUAUGCUUAUGCGAAUUAUAGUUAUCCUAUUCUUCGAUCUUAUCUUGUAUUCGACUAUCGACAGCUUAUGAUCGAUCCUGACGAUCCUAGACCUUUUGUUGGUUAUCGUGGAGAAGCGGGUCCAGUUCAAGUUUUGAAUGACCGCUUUUAUUAUGAAAAUGCUGGUUUUCUAAGUAUUCUAUUCGAAUGUUUAAAAAUGCACAUUAGUUUUUCCUACGCGAUUCUUUUAGCACAACAUAAAACUAAAAGCUUUUAUGUGGGCGGUCGAUUUUUAAGCCAGUGUGAAGUCAGCUUCUUGGAAGAAACUACGAUAAAUAUUUUAAGUCCUUGGGAAAAUCUUAAUGAUAUAAUAAUAAAUCCUCGAUUUCCAUGCCCAUGUACACUUCGCCAAGCAGAAGUCGAUACUCGUUUUGGUCGUUUGUUCAGCGAGACACAGUAUGAAAUAGCUCAAAAUCUGGUCUGUUAUGCUCCAAGAACGUUGACUUCGAUCCAUUUGGGUCAACCAAAUAAAUUGCUUAAGUCACAAACGUGCUGCUAUCACUGGCACAACCAAGCGUUGGUCACUUCUGGUACUCUUGCAGGUUCCGUUUUAUCAAAUCCAUAUAUUCUUUUUCAACCAAAUCCUUCGCAACGACGAAUCCCAUUCUAUGAUCAAUGUUGUUUACCUUUAUAUUCUUCUGGAUUACCCGAUUGGCACGAAUGUCGUCUCUAUUUUCAACUUCAUCCGGCAAGUAAUUGCACGGGGUAUCGACCUCCAGCGAUAGUAACUGGUGUCGGUGAUCCACAUGUUAAUACAAUUGACGAUGGCGAAUAUACAUGUCACAUUCAAGGUCUUUUUAUCUUUGCUCAAACAACCGAUGAAGCCAAAGUUAUUGCAUACAAAAAUUUGGUUAACACAAUAUUUGAUAUAAAUCUGAUCUAUCCUGAUGAUUUAUUCACAAUUUAUGUACGUUCUACAUUCGUACCACCAGCAUUGCGUUAUAUUGAACGAGAAAAAGGUCAUGGCUCAAUUUUUUCUAGUUAUACUAUAGUUACGGAAAUAUUUACUUUUGGCAUUAGCAAUAAUGAUGGCAAAUUCGGCUUCACUGUAAACAAUGAUGCAACGCUUUCAGCUAUUUUAUCAAAUAAUAUGAACUACGAUUAUAUUAAUACAAUGAAUUAUACGCAACCACAUAUGUAUCGAGUACAGCAAACAAUUAGAUCUUCACUCGAUCGAACAAUAUCUCAACUUACCAUUUCACUAUGGUCCGGCCUUUCUAUGCAAUUCGAAAUUAUCGGUGAAAAUCUCGAAUGUGUAUUACUUUUACCAGAAAAAUUUCGAAUGCAUAUUGAAGGUCUAGCUGGAAAUUACAAUGGAUAUGCGAACGAUGAUUUAAUUAAUCGAAAUACAGGUCAAACGAUUCCAAUAAUAAAUAUUCCUAGCAUAAAUUUAUUGGCAUAUGAUCAAAGUAUCCUUAGCGCUUGUCUUUCAUGGAGAGUUUCUAAUGAUACAACACCAAUUAGUACCUUUACUCCAAUUAUGCCAAGAAGUUUAGUAGAAUGGUAUUAUACAAGUGCAUCGAGCUACCUCGAAAGUCUAAAUCCAUUUUUAAGUCAAACUGUUGUUAAUCGGACAUGCCACGGAAAUUAUGAAUGUGAACAUGAUUAUCUUAUCCGUAUAAAUUCUUUCACAAGUGAAGCAACAGCGUCAGGAUUAGAAUCAAUUCAUGACGCAAGGAUUUCAUUACGUGAAAUACCUCCAACGAUCGACUUGAAUAUACCAGUUCAAAUCACUUUACCGGUGGAUGUUGUAAACCGUAACUAUGCAUUAAAAUUUAAUACAGCGGCUGGCAGUGGAACAGCAAUAAGAAAUAUCACAGUCGUUAUUUAUCCAUCGAAUACUCCGCAAAAUAUCAGUGUUGGUGAAUCGUCUAUUACGGUGCCGAUACCGAAUAAUGCCGAUAGUUAUGUCGAAGUUCUACUCACGAUUCAAUAUGGACUGAAUUCUACAUGGGAAAAAUACUUGGAUAUCCAAGCCUGCUUAUGUAAGAAUAAUGGGACAUGUAAUUUUGAAGAAACAACUGCAAUAUCUUCUCAUUAUCAACUGACUUCGUGUGACUGCCCGGCACUUUAUGAUGGCAUCUUUUGUGAAUUGGAAUAUGACGUCUGUAAACAUGGCAGUGCUUGUAGAGAGAACUGGGAAUCCAAUACAACAUGUACUCGUCUCAAUACUACUCAACCGCCCCUACAGUUUAGUUCAUAUUAUUGCAAUGGCGAAUGCCAAGCAGGGUAUGUCAAAAAAGAUAAUACGACAUGUGAAGAUAUUGAUGAAUGUAGUUUUAAUUCGUCUAUAUGUGGAAACGGUACUUGUAGUAACCUAUCUGGAUCAUAUAGUUGUAACUGUCCAACUGGUUAUCGAUUUGCUGACGGAACAUGUAUUGAUAUUGACGAAUGCUCUGAACCGAAUAUUAAUGGUAGUUUUAUUCUUCCUUGUGAGAAUAGUCAAGAUUGUCACAAUUUAAUUGGAAAUCAUUCAUGCAAGUGUAGUCCCAUUUUUAGCAUGGAUGGAAACUGUACUUUUAAUAGCAGUCUCUGUAACUUUACUAUUCAGAACACUUGCAUUGGUGCGAAUGGUACAAUUCUAUGUCUGAAUGGGACAGUCAACAUAAAUGGUAGCUGUAGUGCUUGGUGCAAUCGAACGUGCCCUGACUUUUGCGACCUGGUCAAUAAUUCUUUUCAAUGUAAUUGUCAAAAAUAUCCAGGUUAUGAAUAUGCCGGCGAUGGAAAAUGUUUGCCAUGUCGCGGCGAAAACUAUGGUGUGGGCUGCAGCGAACCGUGCCAAUGUAUAAAUGGAAAAUGUAAUAAAAAUGCAACCAAUGUAAAUGAUAGCUGCAUUUGUGAACCAGGAUAUCAGAAACCCGACUGUGUUAAACUGAUGGAUCAAUGUGAAAACAAUAACCCAUGCAAUUCAUCAACAGCAGAUUGUACCCCAAAUCCCAAUAAUGGUUCUGCUAUAUGUACUUGUAAACGUGGCUACGAAAAAUUCAACCUAACUAGCGUUUGUACAGGUAAGAUUAAUCAUAGAGUGAAUUUCGCUUGCCAUGAUUUAAUUCAUAUUGAUUCAUUUCUACCUACAGAUAUCGAUGAAUGUGGGAGAAAAAUGGAUAAUUGUACUUCGGAAAGCUCAGUUUGUCAUAAUACUAUUGGAAGUUAUGAGUGUAUUUGCAAAAAUGGCUAUCAGCUCACUAAUGGUUCAUGCGUCGAUAUAGAUGAAUGCAAUAUUUCCACAACUUGUAACAACUAUAAUAACACAUAUUGCGCUAACAUCCCGGGCUUGUAUGAAUGUCGAUGUAAGACAGGUUAUGCAGUAGAAGGUGACAGAACCCAAACGAAUCAAAAUAUUCUCAACACAAAUCGACCUUGCCUACGAACGGACUUAUCAGCAGAUUGUCAAAACCAAUGUACGCCACCGGCUUAUUGUGAUGCAACUAGUGGUGAAUGCGCAUGCCAAAUAUCGCAUUUGAUUCUUUCUGAUUUACCCGAUCCUAGUAAAAGAACGUGUUUAUGUAUUGGUUACCCAUUUGUAGAAUAUAAGAACCAAAAAUGUUCUUCAGCAAGCCCGGCAUGGCUGCUACUUCAGUAUAGUCUCACACAGAAGUCUAGAAUCGUUAAAAUUCCUUCUUAUUUCAUAUCAAUAUUCAAAUACAAUAUAUCAUCAAUUUUAAGUGGAAUCAACAAGGCCUGUGCUGAAUCAUGUAUAGAUGUCUACGAAAUUAGCGAUCGACAAGAUUCUGGUAAUCAAUUUUUCGUCGGUUUAAAAACAAUGUUGAGUGCUGUGGAACGUUUACAACUUGUCAACGAAUUGCAUGAGAAGAAAGUCGGUAUAAAUUCUAGCUACAGUUUGUCAAUACAAAUGAUUAUUAAUGAUGAAACUGGAUCGAUAGAAAGUUUUUCUACUGCGCAACCAUUAUGUACAGUAUGUAAACUGUUGAAUAGUGGCGUUUGUGAUAAUACCACAGAAGCAGCAUGUAGAUGUUAUAAUGGUUUUACGGGCAGUUACUGUGAAGAAAAAAUAACACCAAAAUCAUCGUCGUUAUCUCAUUGGCCAAUAAUUGUUGGUGUUAUCAGUGGUGUUGCUGGUCUUCUGUUAAUUAUUUGUAUUUCUCUCUGUAUCUAUUAUAAAACUCGAAAAAAUCGUCUUUCGAAAAACAGACACAUAAAAGCUAAAAAUAGUAGCAGAAAGUUCACUAUUGCCAGAGAACUUCCCAUGACUAUGGGUGUUACUGGUCAAGAUUCAAACGAUGGAACUAAUUUGAUCCGUAUUGAUAAUGGCGAACAGCAUACUGAUACAUCUGAUAUUAAUUUAUUCGAUCCAUCAUCAAAUUACAAUCCUAUCCAUCGUAGAAAUGACGCCUCUGAAAAAUAUUAUCAGCCUAACGAACGGGCAUCGUUACCAAGUAGUCUUAUACCACCAACUCAAGUGCUUACUACGGCUGAUAUAUCAAAUAGUUUUCCGAGUGAUGCAACAAAUAAUCCGCACGGAAGAACAAAUAUGCAUUCGGUUUACAAUGAUCUUGACACGGAUUCCAUUGAAUUCAAUACUGAUCUAUUAAGCUAUAUGAUAAAAGAUGAUGAUAUGGACAAUGAAUUUAUAGAAGCAGUUCACCCUAAUAUAGUAAUGCACGAUGAAAUAUAUAAUCGAUACUAA
Messenger RNA from Rotaria socialis, 5766 nucleotides. The record is from the annotation of a GenBank genome assembly. NCBI's taxonomy places the organism in Eukaryota, Metazoa, Rotifera, Eurotatoria, Philodinida, Philodinidae.